This is a messenger RNA of Trichogramma pretiosum, 1194 nucleotides long. Its product is annotated as gem-associated protein 8-like. Lineage: Eukaryota; Metazoa; Arthropoda; Insecta; Hymenoptera; Trichogrammatidae. The transcript is spliced from 2 exons. Gene Ontology annotation, cellular component: SMN complex. Gene Ontology annotation, biological process: spliceosomal snRNP assembly. The record is from RefSeq and is a predicted model, not a curated record. The coding region runs from base 318 to 1115 and encodes 265 amino acids.
AAGUUUUUUAGUCUGCUGUCUGCUUCAAAUUAGUUAUUAGCGCAGUACACUCUGUGUCUCGCAACUAUCGACCAGGUUUAUUGACUAACCGUAUUUUUUAGUAUGAUUCCGAGAUGAAAAUUGUUUUAAUUUCAUAAUUAAAUAUAUUUAUGAUCGUGAGAUACUUACAAAAAGUAUCGCCCUUCCAUCAGUAUCACCUGGCUUCUCAGCUUGAUUAUACAAAUUUAAAACGACAAUGUAAAUAAAUUCAAGAGAUGGCUUGGUCGUGGCACUGCCAAAAAAUCAACCGUUCUGACUGAUUAUCGAAAUCUUCAGUUAUGGAAUUCAUUGGUACGAGACAUAAGAAAAAACGCAAGCGUAAACGUGCCCUGAUCAGUAACAAGAGUCGAAGAAGACGGCAACGAGUCGAUGCAAUUAAAUGUGAGGUUAAGUACGCGAGACAUCAGAAAAUUGCAGUAACGACGCCAGCGUCCAGUAGCAAUAACAACGAGCAGCAAAGUUUUACCUGUAAAAAAAUUGAACCGUCUUCAAGCAAUAGCCCUUAUGCCAUGGAAGCAAGUGCAUUUUGGGAGAAUUACGAUGCAGCUCAUGAAUGGCAAAAGAAGCACAAUGUUACUUGGUGGAAAACUAGAUGUUUCGCUUUAGAGCACGAGAAUCAUAUUCUUAGAGAGACCAUUCGAAGAUUGCGACAGCAUCCUGAAGCGGAUAUCACGAGUUUUCCUCAACCUUGCCAAAACAUGCAGAGCCAACAAGUUCACCAAACCUUCGAAUCCGCUUAUAUGGAUGAUGAUGAUAACGAACAUAUCGAAGAUGACUUACAAUUUUGUAUGAAUGAAGAUAUGAUGAACUUUUUAGCACAGAGCAUUCAACAUAAAAAAGAAUUACAAAACCAAAAAGAAGCAAAUAAAGACACUUUAGCUGCAAAUAAUGAAGACCAAACAAAAAUUGAUAUUGGAGUGAAUCGGAUCAGUAAUAAACUCAAAGAUGCUCGCUUACUUUAUGGUGAAGCAAGUUCUAAAAUUUUGGGCAUGGAGACAGCUCUUCAGACAACAAUUGAUAGGCAUAAGGAUAAAACUAAACCACAGUAUUGGCCAAACAUACCUUUGCGUCUAUGAAUCAUUUCGAAAAAAUAAUUUAUUUUUCUAGAACUAAAUUUUGUUUAUAAUUUACAUUUAUAUAUUACUUAAAAAAUAA